AUGCUGGGACCUAUAUCCCUCCAAACCCCGAAGCCCGGCGCGCGCUGGACCUGGGAGUCGCCCAGCACCCUCCGGGCGCGCGGACCGCUGCUGCGUGGGACCGGCCAGGAGCGCUCCCCCUCCAGGACCUCCUGCCGACCAGUCUCUUUGUUUGGCCAAAGGCGGAAAAAGCAGGUGCCCCUUACACCCAGAACCUGCGCUAAUGAAUUGUCCGCGCUCGCGGUCCUCUCGCCUCCCCCCGCCAAGGGCACAGUCAGUAUCCGGAGACCGAAGACAGCUCAGCCAGCAGGUGAAGGCGGAGAGAAACCUGGGGCUUCCACAGAGGGAGGAUCUGUCAGUUUAGAGCUCCGCAAGGAAACAGUGUUUCCGCGACCGUAUUCACAGCCUCGGAGGAACCGCUGCCCGCGUCCGGGCGAGGACUGGAGCUCAAAAGCCGCGAGGCUCCCCCGACCCUCGCCGUGGGGGAGUCCAGCUCGCCCGGGUUUCCGGCCGCAGAACCGCACGAGGCUGAACGCUGCGCACGAGGGAGGCGCGCUCUGGGCCGGGAGCCUCGGGAUGCAGGCGCUUCAAUCACUUAUUAUGGAUGCUUUCCAUGAUAAAGGAUUUCAGAAAAUAAAAGAGUAUUUUCAACAGAGAGAAAGCCGCGUUCCUCAAAAAUACAAUCAUCUUGUAUUUUAUUAUCUUGACAGAUCCAUAAAUAAGCAACUGGAGAAAAAUGAAUUUCGGCAUGUUUCGCUGUUGCUGAAAUGUCUUCAACGAUUCUUCAUUGACGGCCUCAAGGAAGAGGAGCCUUUGCUGAUUCAGCAGGGGCUGAUCCCAAAGAUGGUUUCCUGGUUUGAAAAAACAACCGCAUUUCUGACCAUGGCAGAGUCAGCGUCCGACACAUCCCUCACUGAUGUUAUAGAAGACUUCUUUGACACAGCCUUGAUUAUUUCCAGGAGUAGUAGUAAAGGGAAAAUGCAGAUUUUGGAUUCCUUCAUAUUUACCUUAGGGUUUCUGGUGACAGAAAAGACUGUAAGUCAUCUGAUUCAACAGGAGGCUUUGAAAACUUUGAACUCCAUUUUGCAUGACAUGCCUCAGGAAGAGCGAAGACGACUCCCUUUGUUGGAAGGCCCAAGUCGUCUUAUGAAAGACCUUGCAAGGACAAUCUUGACUGUGGGUGAUUAUGACCAGCAGGUUGCACUUUCUGAAGCAUUGUGUAGACUGACCUUGAAAAAAUCAAGGGCUGAGCUUGUUCAUGAGUGGUUUGAAGAUGAUGUAAUUGCUGAAGCUUUCAAAGAAAUUAAAGAUCGAGAAUUUGAGACGGAUAGUAGACGGUUUCUCAAUUACCUAAAUAACCGACUUGGUGAUAAGAAAAGGGUCUAUUCAUUUCCGUGUAUUGCUGCUUUUGCUGAUGGGCAUGAGAUGAGAAAACCAGAAGAUGAAAAACUAGAGAAAUUUUGGAUUGACUUCAACCUCGGAAGUCAGAGUGUCACUUUUUAUAUAGACAAUAGUAAGAGUGCUCUAUGGGACUCAGUAAGACUUUUGAAGGAAGCAGUGGUUAAUUUCAGCGUACUAGAAACUGAAAAUAGGAAGAUCCUCAUUAUUUGCCUGAAGAAACCUAUUAAUAUUGACAACAAAGAAGUGAUGAAAAUAGAGGUCCACUUUGAUUCGCAAUUCAACAUAUCACAAGCUUCCAUUGAAGCUUUAGGAGAAGACAGACAGAUGUUGCCUGACCAGACAAGAAGCUCCUCAGAACUUUCUAGUAAAUUUGAGAAAGAAGACCUUGACGUUCCUAGCACCCUUGAAAGAGAGACAGACCAGAAAGAAGAAUCCACCAAGCUGGCAGAGUUAAUGAGUGCCAGAGAUGACCAAUGCCCAAUAACUCUCCCCUUAAAUGACCAGUCUGAGCCUGUCGUGAUCACUUCAAAAGAUUCCUCAGAUUUACAAGAACCAUCAGUAAAAAUUCAGGAUCCUAAAUUAAAUGACAAAUCCAGGGGCGAAUCUGCUUCUGAGGGUGGAAGAAAGCAGGAAACAGGGACGCAGCUUAAUUACAGGAAACACAUCUUCUCGGAGAGUAAUAAAGAUUCAAGUAGUAGCACCAGUGAACGAUCUUGGACCAGCAACCAAAAAAAGAAAUCCCUAAAACCAUAUUCUGGUAGAAAAAAGACAAGAAUCAGAAACAGCAUAAGAGUUUUGCCAUUUUCCCCUCCCAGCAGUGGCAGUGACCAUGAGAAAGACCAAGCUAAACUUCUAACACCAUCAUGGAAGGAAACCUCCAAGCAGAAUAAUUCCACACUUCUAAAAAUUUCUGUAACAAAAUUUCAGGGUAAUUCUGACUUUUUAACUCCUGAAGAUUCUGCCCAGAAAACAGAACAUCAAAGUCCCCACCUGCCGAGCGAUCUGUCAUCCUUGGAGCAUUCAGAAGUUGAAGAAAAUAUAUCGAAGGAAAACACUGUAGACCAAGAAUCCUUGAUGGAAACUCCUAGCUUCAAACAUAAACUGCAAAGCUUGGAAGACGGAGACCUAGCAGAUGGCAGUUUUGCUAAGUCAAAACAGUCAAAAUUGGAAGAAGAUGAUGCUCCAGAGUCCCUCCCCUCAGUGACGGAAGAGACCGACUUAGCAGAAGGCAUUCCUACUCCAUCCCUAGUGGUUGUGCCCGAGAAUUUGAAGAGUUCUGCUGUCCUCCUAGCCCUCGAAAACUUCACUAGAGAACUGCAAAGGAAAUCAGAGCUUAGGUACGAAGGGAGUCCACUUUAUUCAGAAGAUGCCAAGCAAGCUCCAGAUUGCUUAAUCCGACUUUUAAACCAGAUACGUCAAUGCAGACUGAAUAAACUAGAGCAGUUUCACAGUUUUGUUCUUCAAGAGCUGAACAGUCUUGAGAAGGAUAUUCAGACUCUGAAACACCUUGAGAAGGAUGUUCUGGAAUUUUGGGAAAAACAGUCUGAUGACUUGAAAUCAUUCUGCGAUCUCCAAGUACUGAGGUAA
Molecule: messenger RNA, 2967 nt
Organism: Lontra canadensis (Northern American river otter)
Lineage: Eukaryota; Metazoa; Chordata; Mammalia; Carnivora; Mustelidae
Gene: SYCP2L
Product: synaptonemal complex protein 2 like
Exons: 30
Coding region: 1-2967 (988 amino acids)
Source: RefSeq, a predicted model, not a curated record